This is a messenger RNA of Selaginella moellendorffii, 1738 nucleotides long. Its product is annotated as rab escort protein 1-like. Lineage: Eukaryota; Viridiplantae; Streptophyta; Lycopodiopsida; Selaginellales; Selaginellaceae. Gene Ontology annotation, biological process: protein geranylgeranylation; vesicle-mediated transport; intracellular protein transport. Gene Ontology annotation, cellular component: cytoplasm; Rab-protein geranylgeranyltransferase complex; nucleus. Gene Ontology annotation, molecular function: GDP-dissociation inhibitor activity. Bases 14 to 1684 code for a protein of 556 amino acids. The record is from RefSeq and is a predicted model, not a curated record. The transcript has 9 exons.
CCUGAAGAGAUUCAUGACCGUCUUUCUUCCCCCGGUGGAAGAAGAGGAAGAGCGCGCCAAUAAUAGGGUUAGGGUUCUUCGCAAACUCUUGGCUGGAAAAAUGGACAUCGAUCCGGAUCGCUUCGACGCAAUCGUGGUUGGAACGGGGCUGCCAGAGUCGAUCCUAGCUGCCGCGGCGGCUUGCGGCGGGCGCAAGGUACUUCACCUCGAUUCCAACGAGUUCUACGGAUCGGAAUGGGCAUCCAUGACCCUGGAUCAGCUCUCCUCGUUCAUAGCAUCGCUCGGCGCUUGCAAUGGCGCGGCCGCAGUGGACUCCUCGGCCGAGCUGGAUGCUCUCGGUUUGGAGGAAUCCGAGCUCCUGCGAGACGAAUUCCUCUACUCUGAUGGCAAAGUCUGUGAAUUCGAGGGAUCGGCGGCAGCUCUGGGCUCUUCCAGAGGCUACACGCUCGACAUCGCAGCUCCAAAAGUUCUACGCUGCGCGGAGUCUCUGGUGGAUCUCUUGAUCAAGUGUGGAGCUAGCAACUAUCUCGAGUUUAAAGGCGUCCAGGCGACAUACAUUUGGAGUGGAGAUGGUUUUAUCUCCGCGCCAACUUCCAGCUCCGAGCUCUUCCAGGACCGAUCCUUGGCCUUGCGUGACAAGAGGCGUCUCAUGCGGUUUCUAAAGUCUGUCCGGGCUUACAUCUCUCAGGAGGGAGACGGUGCUGGUUUCUCCGAUGAGAACUUGAAGGUGUCAUUCGUGGAGCUCCUGGAGAGGGAGCAGCUUCCACAGUCGAUUCAAUCAAUCAUUUUGUAUGCUGUUGCGCUACUUGACGAGGACCAGAAAACAAGUAGCUCUCCUGUCUCGGCACUGGAGGGCUUGCAACUGUUAAAGCUUCAUAUGGCUUCGAUUGGAAGAUUUGAUAACAAUGGUGCUUUUCUAUACACCCUUUAUGGGCAAGCUGAAAUACCUCAAGCAUUCUGUCGAGUGGCCGCUGUUCAUGGAGCAUUGUACGUGUUGCGGAUGCCCGUCACCUCUGUUAUUCGGGAUAAGGAAACAAAGCAAUUCAAAGGCAUACGUGCUCAAUCCGGACAACUUCUCUACAGUGACAAGAUAGUACUUGGUGCAUCCUUCAACAAAUGGGGAAGUCGUUUAGUCGAGGAAAUGCAGCGGCCAGAUAGCAAGACCCCGAGUCUGCUUCUGGGGAGAUACGUCUGUAUAACCGAUGCAUCCUUGCUUUCCGGAAAGAGCAACCUUCUGCUGAUAUUUCCACCACGAUCUGUAAGCGGGGAAUGUAAUCCAAAUCCAGUGAGAGUCUUACAACUAGGCAGUACUGCCGUUUGCCCGGAUGGAAAAUAUGUCAUUCAAAUCUCUACAGUUGCCGGAAGUGGCUCUGUUGCGAAGGCUGCGUUGGAUGGAGUCGUAAAACUUCUUCUUUUUCAGUCCGGAAGCGAAGAGGAUUUAACCAGCAUCCUCGAGCCCGACCUCUGCAAACCAAAGCUUCUCUGGUCCGGAUUCUUCACCGAAAAACUUCAUAGCACAAGCUCACAGGUGAUAGACAAUCGUAUUGGAGUAUGCGCUCAACCAGGUCCGGAGGCUGGGUAUGAAAGUGUCGUGGAAUACACCGAGAAGGUUUUUCAUCAACUAUUUGGUGACGAAGAAUGGUUUGCUAGUAAGCCAGAACUUGAAACAGUCGAAGAAGAGUAGCAUGUUAAAUGUAAGUAACACUUGAUUAAAACCCAGAUUGGCAUUUUUAGGGUU